This is a messenger RNA of Syngnathus typhle (broad-nosed pipefish), 1932 nucleotides long. RefSeq names its product RAB12, member RAS oncogene family (gene rab12). Bases 175 to 897 code for a protein of 240 amino acids. The transcript has 6 exons. Gene Ontology annotation, cellular component: endosome; trans-Golgi network transport vesicle; plasma membrane. NCBI's taxonomy places the organism in Eukaryota, Metazoa, Chordata, Actinopteri, Syngnathiformes, Syngnathidae. Gene Ontology annotation, biological process: Golgi vesicle fusion to target membrane; cellular response to insulin stimulus; protein secretion. The record is from RefSeq and is a predicted model, not a curated record. Gene Ontology annotation, molecular function: GTP binding; GTPase activity.
CGGUUUUCAUGGGCCGAAUGACGUCACCGUCUUUCGGCAUCUAAUGGCUGGACAGUCGUCAACGCGAAGUGAAGUUGCCUGUCAAAGUUCCCUGGAAACAAAACAAAUUCACCACAAAUAAGUACAUUUGGACUUGUGCUAUUUCAACUUUUGCUCACAAAUGUGGAGCUAGUGAUGGAUCCGCGAUAUGACAUCCCCCGGAGGUCUGGCGGCGGGAGCGCCUCAAACUCGUCGCCCGCUCUGGGGGCUCAGUCUCGCCGCAGGAAGAUGCCGCCCAGGCCCGCUGACUUUAAGCUUCAAAUCAUCAUUAUCGGCUCCCGCGGCGUGGGGAAAACCAGCCUCAUGGAGCGCUACACCGACGAUACUUUCAGCGAGGCCUGCAAGUCCACCGUAGGAGUUGAUUUUAAAAUCAAGACAGUGGAGCUGAGGGGGAAGAAGAUCCGACUACAGAUCUGGGACACAGCGGGCCAGGAGCGCUUCAACAGCAUCACGUCGGCGUACUACCGCGGUGCCAAGGGGAUUGUGCUGGUAUACGACAUCACCAAGCAGGAGACCUUUGACGACCUUCCCAAGUGGAUGAAGAUGAUUGACAAGUAUGCAUCUGAGGAGGCGGAGCUCCUCCUGGUGGGCAACAAGAUGGACUGCGAGAGCGAUCGAGUCAUCUCAAGACAACAAGGAGAGAGGUUUUCCUCUCGGAUAAGCGGCAUGCGUUUCUGUGAGACGAGUGCCAAGGACAACUGUAACGUGGACGAGAUCUUCCUUAAACUCGUGGAUGACAUUCUCAGCAAGAUGCCACUUGAGGUCCCCAACAAGGAGCUCUCGGGCAGCGUGCUGUCCCUGCAACCUGAACCCGAAGUGCCUCCGGAGUUGCCCCCGCCUCGCGUGCGCUGCUGCUGAAAGCCCCGCACCAAACCUAACCCAACCCAAAACCUGACAACGUCCUUCCGCUCACACGUGCAAUGUGCCAAACUGACCACGAGGGGGCAGCAGCGAUUUGGAACACCUGCAUCCCGGACUACCUCGCUCGCUGUGCAUCCUCAUACAUACGUGCCUUUGAGGUAGCCAGACCCCCCCACCACCAACACCCCCAUUUUAUUUAGAGCUCCUUCUCUUCCUAACUCUGCUUAUCCAAUACUAUUUUUUGUCAUUUUGACAAAAGCACACUUAUUAUAUAUGUUUUAAAAUGCUGUAGUAAUGGUUGAGAUGAUGUUUGUAUUACAAGGCCUGAAUGUUCAGGAAUGUGUUUGGGAAUGAAGCAGACAUGCAGAAAAUUGACGGUCAUGACAGAAACGGUUUUACAGUGAGGGACACGUGCACUGUGUUUUGGCACUAUGAUGGUGCACAUAAAAAAAGUCAAUGCACAUUGUAUUUCCAACUUUUAAAAUUAUUUUUACAUUCAGGGCCUUUUUAUCAUAAGACACCAAUUUCUGUGGCAAGGUUUCCUACAAGCGUUUGUCAACAUGCAUAUCAAAAUUGGGCCAGAUUUCAGCAUCUAUAUUUGAUCAAAGUCAAAUACAGGUCCAAUUGUCAGAUCAUUUGUCAUCCAAACCGAGUUGAGUCGAGUCACAUCUUGUGUGUGAUGUACUGUGUCUCAAGUACACCACGCACUGUAAGAGCAAAAAAAUACACUAGUUGAUUUUUUUUUUCUUUGUUUUAAAAAUAUCUUCAGAUGAAAAAAACGGUGCUUUAGCAAUGCGAGCUCACUACAAAAUGAUCCGUUUUAUAUCUGUUACCUUUAAGAACGCUUACAAGCAUUUUUUGCCACUAACCCUUAUACCGCUCUCUUGUACCAUUUCCUUUUUGCUCUUUUAAAUACGUUUUAGAGAUCUCCGAGAGAUUUGGGUUUCUCACUGCAAUCUGGAUUUGUUGCUGUUUAUACUUAUUGUGGCAUUUUUGGACUAAUGAAAUUAAAGAUGUCUAUAUUUAUUACCA